AUGUAUGAGAACAGCAAUAUUAUUUUAGAGCUAAACGCGGUGAAAGGGUAUUACAACAAAGUUUUUACGAACACACUGUUGCAAACUUUGCAAAGAGAUAUUAAGGUGGAGGACCUGAUCUUCUCAUAUAAUCAUUAUUCAAAUUUACUUGUUGAAAAUAAAAAUUAUGAUGAUGACUAUCAUGAAAUAAGUAGCGACUAUUUGAAAAGUGAUGAUGAAAUGGAUAAAGUAUCCCCCAACUCGUUUGAUAAAAAUAAGCAUUUAGGAAUGGAACAUUCUAAAGAGGAUACUAUAAACUAUUUUGACCCAAGUAUAAGCGAAGAAACAUUUGAAGAAAAAAUAGAAAAAACUUUUGAUUAUUUAAAUAAUUUCAUAAAAUCAUUUUGUGAAGAAAGUCAAAUGAACAAGUCAGGUGAAAUGGAAAUAAUAAAUAGUUUAAUGCAAACUUUAGAAAUAGAAAAAGUAAAUGAAGAACAAUACCAAAUUUUUAACAUGUGUUUUGAUAAAUUCCAAAUAUAUCAAAUCACAUUAAUUGUGCUAGCGUAUAUUCUAAGAAGUAUUUUUAAUUUAAGUUUAGGUAGGAAAAUUAUAUUCUCCAAUGAAAGAAUAAAUGAAAUAUUAUUAAGAGCAUUAUAUAAGCAGAAUAUUUAUGUGCAAAUAUUUACUUUGAAAAAUUUAAAAAAGUAUAUAAUACAAGAUGGGGAAGAUUGUGACAAAAUACAUUUAAAAAUGAUUAAAAUUUGUAUCUUUAGUAAAUCUCUAUGUUCAUUUAAUCGGGCAUAUGAAAUUUUGUUACAUUUAAUUAAAGACAACAAACAAGUGAGUGAAAUAUUUGAUUUUUAUUUUCUAAAAAAACUGAAAAAAUCUCUUGAAAACUUAAAUAAUAUACAGCGCUUGAGGUUUCUUGAUCUCAUAUGUGACAGCAUAAAUUUAAACGCUGCAAAAAUUUGCGAUAUAUUUCGAAUAAGUAAAAAAAAUAGCCUCAUAAUUAAUAAAGAAGGAAAUAAUUUGCUAAAGGGGGAGGGGGAAAAUAACCAUUCAACUAAUUUGUUAGCCGAUUCAAGUAACUUGUUAACCGAUUCAAGUAACUUGUUAGCCGAUUCAAGUAACUUGUUAGCCGAUUCAAGUAAUUUGUUAGCCAAUUCAAGUAAUUUGUUAGCCGAUUCAGCUAACUUGUCAGCUGAUGUACACACACGGAAUGCUAAUUUCCAAGUGCACAAUUUUUCGUUUGAAAGCGAGUAUGAAGAGGAAGUGUGCACCUUUGGAGAAAUCUCAUAUAUUUAUCAGAAGACCGUCGAUGAAAAAAUGAAAAAGUACAAUUUAAAAAUUAAGGAUAUAUGUAAAAUGACGAAAAUUAAUAUAUAUAAAUAUUUACAUAUGAUUUAUUUAAAAGAUGAUUUACUGUUAAAAAUUAACGUGUUAGAAAUUUUUUCGAAGUUAAUUCAAAAUAUAUAUUAUUGUGACGCAGUUUUUGAAAACACCUAUUUUUUACACACCGUUUUGAAUGAUCUUAAAAAUAUGUCAGACGAAGGAGAAAUAUUACACUUAAGUAUUUUUAAUUCUAUAAUAUCAUAUUCCAAAAUAAAUUCAUCGGUGUUAAGUUUUUUAAUAAAUGCACAUUCGAAUAUUUUGAUGACAAGAAUUAUUGAUUAUUUAUCGGAAUCUUCAAAUAAAAAUAAUGAAAAAUUAAUUGUUGGGAUUAAAUCAUUUGGGUUUUUUUUUUCUAUUAAACAAUGUAGUCAAAUUCUUUUAAAUAUAAAAUCAAAUAUUCAUUUACUUGCUAUAAAUAAUAUAAACACACAUGCUCAUACGAAUGUAUUAAGACACUCAAUAAAUAUAUGGGUGAAAAUCUUACCUUCCAAAUCCAUGAAUUUUGAAUGGUUUAAAGAUUUAAUUCAUACAAUUCUGUUUAACAAGAUAAUUGUAGUAUUAAAAGAAAUUGAUGAUACACUUAUUCAAAUGAAUAUUUAUCAGCUUUUAGAAAUUAUGAUUACAUAUAAUAUAGCUCAUUUAAUAUUGAAAGAACAAUGGCUCAUUAGAAGCUUGCAAGAAAAUUUUGAAAAUAAUAGUUAUGAUCUCAAAAUGAGUAGGUACAACUUUUUUAAAGAAUUUUACCAAUUCAGUAAAAAUAUUAUCAUCAGUGAUCCGUUUGCAGACACCCUAAUUAAAAACUUUAUUGAGAAGAUACCAAAAAGAUAUUAA
Molecule: messenger RNA, 2202 nt
Organism: Plasmodium malariae
Lineage: Eukaryota; Apicomplexa; Aconoidasida; Haemosporida; Plasmodiidae
Product: conserved Plasmodium protein, unknown function
Exons: 1
Coding region: 1-2202 (733 amino acids)
Source: RefSeq, a predicted model, not a curated record